Molecule: messenger RNA, 522 nt
Organism: Scheffersomyces stipitis CBS 6054
Lineage: Eukaryota; Fungi; Ascomycota; Pichiomycetes; Serinales; Debaryomycetaceae
Gene: NTF2
Product: Ran GTPase-binding protein
Exons: 2
Coding region: 18-392 (124 amino acids)
Biological process (GO): protein import into nucleus
Cellular component (GO): nuclear pore central transport channel
Source: RefSeq, a predicted model, not a curated record
AGCAAUUCAUAAAAGCGAUGUCUGUCGAUUUCAAUACUGUUGCAACUGAAUUCUGCCACUUUUACUACCAACAAUUUGACUCUGACAGAACCCAAUUGGGUAAUUUGUACAGAGAUCAGUCAAUGUUGACCUUUGAAACCUCUCAAUUACAAGGAGCCAAGGACAUAGUUGAAAAAUUGGUAUCUUUACCAUUCCAAAAGGUAGCCCACAGAAUAUCUACUUUGGAUGCUCAACCAGCCUCUCCAUCUGGAGAUAUUUUGGUCAUGGUUACUGGUGAGUUAUUGAUUGACGAGGAACAAAAUGCCCAACGUUAUUCUCAAGUUUUCCAUUUGAUUCCAGAUGGAAACUCCUACUAUGUUUUCAAUGAUAUCUUUAGAUUGAACUACUCUUAAAUAUGAGGUCAAAUAUGACAAAUUAAGCUCCCUUGGUGAUAUAGAGUUCAAAUAAUACAAAAUAUUUAGCCGAUUUUCUAGGGUGUCUCAGCGUUGUUGUCUACGUAGUUUUGUAUAGUAUGAUAAACAU